Messenger RNA from Monoraphidium neglectum, 2508 nucleotides. RefSeq names its product magnesium chelatase subunit H. Gene Ontology annotation, molecular function: magnesium chelatase activity. Gene Ontology annotation, cellular component: chloroplast. Gene Ontology annotation, biological process: chlorophyll biosynthetic process. The transcript is spliced from 14 exons. Lineage: Eukaryota; Viridiplantae; Chlorophyta; Chlorophyceae; Sphaeropleales; Selenastraceae. The coding region runs from base 1 to 2508 and encodes 835 amino acids. The record is from RefSeq and is a predicted model, not a curated record.
AUGCAACAGCUUACAGGGCCGAACGCGGCCCAGAGGGCUGGCAGGAGCGCCGGGGCCUCCCAGGUGAUCUGCAAUGUGGCGACCGGGCCGAAGCCCGGAACUGCGGGGGCCCCCAAGGCCGUCCAGAUUAACAUGCUGGACGAGGGAUUCAACGCGGGCGGCAACAAGGGUCUGUUCACCAGCACCAACCCCGAGCUGCGCCGCGUGGUGCCUGACAACGUGGCGGGCCGCGUGAAGGUGAAGGUGGUGUACACGGUGCUGGAGGCGCAGUACCAGUCGGCUCUGUCGGCAGCCGUGCAGGCGAUCAACGCCAAGAACAAGACCGUGUGCUUUGAGAUUGUUGGCUACCUGCUGGAGGAGCUGCGCGACCCGGACAACUUUGCGUCCUUCAAGGAGGACCUGGCCAGUGCCAACGUCUUCAUCGGGUCCCUCAUCUUCAUCGAGGAGCUGGCCGAGAAGAUCGUGGAGGCCGUGGCCCCCGUGCGCGAGAAGAUGGAUGCUUGCGUGAUCUUCCCCUCGAUGCCCGCUGUGAUGAAGCUCAACAAGCUGGGCACCUUCAGCAUGGCGCAGCUGGGCCAGAGCAAGAGCAUGAUCGGGGAGUUCAUCAAGUCCGCGCGCAAGAACAACGACAACUUUGAGGAGGGCCUCCUCAAGCUGGUGCGCACCCUGCCCAAGGUGCUCAAGUACCUGCCCAGCGACAAGGCCCAGGACGCGCGCAACUUCGUGCAGUCCCUGCAGUACUGGCUGGGCGGCAACAGCGAGAACCUGCAGAACUUCCUGCUGACCAUCGCAGGGGAGUACGUGCCGGCCCUGCAGGGCGUGACCUUUGAGCUGUUCCCCGAGGUGGGCAUCUGGCACCCCAUGGCCACCACCAUGUACGAGGACCUCAAGGAGUACCUCAACUGGUACGACACGCGCCGUGACGUGGAGUUUGCCAAGGACGCCCCCAUCAUCGGCCUCGUGAUGCAGCGCUCCCACCUGGUCACCGGCGAUGAGGGCCACUACGCCGGCGUGGUGAUGGAGCUGGAGGCGCGUGGUGCCAAGGUGGUGCCCGUAUUUGCCGGCGGCCUGGACUUCUCCUCCCCCGUGAAGAAGUUCUUCUACGACCCCCUGGGCAGCGGCAAGGCCUUCGUGGACUGCUGCGUCUCCCUCACGGGCUUUGCGCUGGUGGGUGGCCCCGCGCGCCAGGACGCGCCCAAGGCCAUCGAGGCCCUCAAGGAGCUCAACGUGCCCUACCUCGUGUCCCUGCCCCUGGUCUUCCAGACCACGGAGGAGUGGCUCGGCAGCGAGCUGGGCGUGCACCCCGUGCAGGUGGCGCUGCAGGUGGCGCUGCCCGAGCUCGACGGCGCCCUGGAGCCCAUCGUCUUCGCCGGCCGCGACUCCAACACCGGCAAGAGCCACUCGCUGCCCGACCGCGUCGCGACGCUGUGCAUGCGCGCGGUCAACUGGGCGCGGCUCCGCAAGAAGGCCAACGCCGAGAAGAAGCUGGCCAUCACGGUGUUCAGCUUCCCCCCGGACAAGGGCAACGUGGGCACGGCCGCGUACCUCAACGUGUUUGGCUCCAUCUUCCGCGUGCUCAAGGAGCUGCGCAAGGAGGGCUACAACGUGGGCAGCCUGCCCAUGAACGAGACCGAGCUCAUCCAGAGCGUGCUGCAGGCCAAGGAGGCCAAGUUCAACUCCAGCGACCUCAACAUCGCGUACAGGAUGCCCACGAGCGAGUACACCAAGCUGUGCGAGUACAGCGAGGCCCUGGAGGAGAACUGGGGCAAGCCCCCCGGCAACCUCAACUCUGCUGGCAACGACCUGCUGAUCUACGGCAAGCAGUUCGGCAACGUCUUCAUCGGCGUGCAGCCCACCUUUGGCUACGAGGGCGACCCCAUGCGCCUGCUGUUCAGCCGCAGCGCCAGCCCCCACCACGGCUUUGCGGCCUACUACACCUACCUGGAGAAGAUCUUCAAGGCCGACGCCGUGCUGCACUUUGGCACUCACGGCUCCCUGGAGUUCAUGCCCGGCAAGCAGGUGGGCAUGUCUGGCGUGUGCUACCCCGACAGCCUCAUCGGCUCCAUCCCCAACCUCUACUACUAUGCCGCCAAUAACCCCAGCGAGGCCACCAUCGCCAAGCGCCGCUCCUACGCCAACACCAUCAGCUACCUGACGCCCCCCGCCGAGAACGCGGGCCUCUACAAGGGCCUCAAGGAGCUCAAGGAGCUGAUCAGCAGCUACCAGGGCAUGCGCGAGAGCGGCCGCGCGGAGCAGAUCACGGCCACCAUCAUUGAGACCGCGCGCCAGUGCAACCUCGACAAGGACGUGGCCCUGCCCGCGGCCGAGGACGCCGGAUCCCUCUCCAUCGACGAGCGCGACAGCGUGGUGGGCCAGGUGUACCGCAAGCUGAUGGAGAUCGAGAGCCGCCUGCUGCCCUGCGGCCUGCACGUGGUGGGGUCGCCGCCGACCGCCGAGGAGGCCGUCGCCACCCUCGUCAACAUCGCGGGCUCCAUGACUGAGCCAUGA